Molecule: messenger RNA, 1257 nt
Organism: Laetiporus sulphureus 93-53
Lineage: Eukaryota; Fungi; Basidiomycota; Agaricomycetes; Polyporales; Laetiporaceae
Exons: 2
Coding region: 1-1257 (418 amino acids)
Source: RefSeq, a predicted model, not a curated record
AUGCGUAGAGAUCGUUCCAAUGUCUGCGGUGAAAUGACCAAAUUCGUGGAUGCAUCCAGGUCGCGGUCAUGUGACCCAUUUCUCGCGCAGGACAUGCUUUGUCUCAGCGACCUAGCGAAACCACAGUCCGCACAACAGCCGACCAGCUCUUUGUCCAAGUUGGCGCAGCCCAAGCAGACUGAUACGCCACUGGUCAUGAACACCUCCGAGCCUCCGCGCCUCAAGCCCACUCUGGACGACUUCCACAUCCACCUCGCGGAAUAUGCGCGCAGCAUACGGAACGAGCCUUUCUGCUUCGGAUCUUCUCCUCCUCAGCGCCGCGUUAUGCCAGCGAGGAGAAGUGUCCCACCAUACAGAUUGAAAUGUACCGGUCGUUGGCAUGAACCUGGAGAGAUGGAGCGCAAGAUCUUGGGCCCCGGCGGGCUCCCGCCAUUGCCUAUGCCAACGCCUAUGCCUGUUGAUGAACUUCUGCGAUUGCAGCAUGAACUAAUGUGGAGCGGAUCAUACGGGUAUGCAUCGAGUACAAGCUAUUCUAGAUCAUUCUCCACUGGUCGUGAUUGGGUCGAACCCUCAAUACCUUUGAGCUCGUCUAUAGACGACCAGCCUCCUCCUGCCCGCUCUGUUGAUCAAUCACAACAACCUGCACCCACAAAGGUAGAUGACGAAUACGGCCAAGAAGCGCGUUUAGAGGCCGAACCCUCCCCUCCCCCCAAGCCCCGUAUCAGCCGCUCUCGCAGCAACUCGCUCGAGAUGGACGAGAGAACCACAGCGUUGGCGUCAUCGCCCGAGCUGAUGAGAAUACUAGCCGAGAUGACACCGGAGAGUACGGGCUUCGCCGAGGAGAAGCCAUCCGGCUACGAUGAUGAGGACGAGGAUGAGGGGGAAGAAGAAAAGCCUUGGCGUGCACAGGAGCGAGAACGCCAGCGUCAGCGCCGUCGCGCACAGUGCGAGCGCCAGAAGGCUGCGGUGCGCAGGCGCAAGUGGCGCGAGAGCCUGACGUGUGGGCUCGCCGAGGUGGCGAGCGAGACCGCCAGAGAGGCGGCUACGAUCGCGCUGGACGCGGCGUUCGCUGGAGCAGGCCACGUCCCCGGGCUGGCGGUGCGGGCGGCGAGUCUGGGGAUGGUGGGCGCGGGAUAUGUGGUGGACGUGACAUUCCGUUCGGCGGUUGUGGGCUUGGGCUACUUGGGGUAUGUGCUUGGUGUGGUGAUCGAUGUGGUGAGUAGGGGAGCGAAGGCCCUGUCUGACCUAUGCGCGUGA